CGUCGGCGGGGCCCGCGGACAGAAGCUGCCCCAGCAGCAUCCCCGCGCCGGGCGGGGCAGAGCGGAGCGUUCGUGCUGCGCUCGAACGGGCGCACGGACAGGCAGACACACACACUCAGCAUCAUCGCUGUCCCGCUGCAGCUCUGCUCGCCGCCACCGCCAAGAUGCUGCUCUUGCUGCUGGGGAUCAUCGUGCUCCACGUCACCGUGCUGGUGCUGCUCUUCGUCUCCACCAUCGUUAGUCAAUGGCUGGUGAACGGCGAGCACAGGGCAGACCUGUGGCAGAACUGCACCUCCGGAUCCUCGUUCCACUGCCUGGCAUCCUCCUCCAACGAAUGGCUGCAGUCUGUCCAAGCCAUGAUGAUCCUCUCCGUCAUCUUCAGCGUCCUGUCGCUCUUCCUCUUCUUCUGCCAGCUCUUCACGCUCACCAAGGGCGGCAGGUUCUACAUCACCGGCGUCUUCCAGAUCCUGGCAGGGCUCUGCGUGAUGAGCGGCGCUGCCAUCUUCACAGUGCGGCACACGGACUGGCACCAAGCCUCGGAAAACACCUCCUACGGCUUUGCCUACAUCCUGGCGUGGCUGGCCCUCCCCCUGGCCCUGGCCAGCGGCAUCGUCUACGUCAUCCUGCGGAAGCGCGAGUGACGCCGCGGGACCUGGCCCCGUGUGACGGGCCUUGGCGAUGGCCUCACAGGAGACAGACCCGGGGGAGAAUAGGCGAGAAAACGGAAACGAGAAUUAACCAAAAAAACAAAACAAAACACAAAAAAAACCCCAAAAAA
Ficedula albicollis (Collared flycatcher) is the source of this 778-nucleotide messenger RNA. It is a transcript of the gene PMP22, whose product is annotated as peripheral myelin protein 22. The record is from RefSeq and is a predicted model, not a curated record. Gene Ontology annotation, cellular component: plasma membrane. The transcript has 4 exons. NCBI's taxonomy places the organism in Eukaryota, Metazoa, Chordata, Aves, Passeriformes, Muscicapidae. The coding region runs from base 165 to 641 and encodes 158 amino acids.